Molecule: messenger RNA, 565 nt
Organism: Dunckerocampus dactyliophorus (ringed pipefish)
Lineage: Eukaryota; Metazoa; Chordata; Actinopteri; Syngnathiformes; Syngnathidae
Gene: btg3
Product: B-cell translocation gene 3
Exons: 4
Coding region: 161-565 (134 amino acids)
Biological process (GO): negative regulation of cell population proliferation; negative regulation of mitotic cell cycle
Cellular component (GO): cytoplasm; nucleus
Source: RefSeq, a predicted model, not a curated record
UGUCUGGACUUGAUUUACAACAGCAAGUCGUCUGUGUUCAAGAUGACAACUCUGCACUUGGGUGUCAUUUUAGUUGGCUGGACACUAUGGCCACUAUGACCAGUAUGACCAGUAGCUCACCAAGGAAGCUCCCGCAAGCAUGUGACACAUGACGUGAAGAAUGAAGAAAGAAAUAACAGCGGCAGUCCACUUCCUGAAGAAGCUGGUGUUAGCGAGAGGGAGGCUGCAGUGGCACCAAAUCGAGCUGUUCAUUGCCAGGCUCACUGUCGCGCUGCACGACAAGUUCCAGGGCCACUGGUACCCAGGUGACCCAGGAAAGGGGCAAGCGUACAGGUGCAUUCGAGUGAACAGGUAUCAGCGUGAAGAUCCGGAGCUGCUUCGAGCCUGCCGGGAAAGUGGGGUUCACUACUGUGACCUGGGACUGCCUCUUGAAGUCACACUGUGGGUCAACCCUGGGGAAGUCUACUGCAGACAUGGAGAGAACAGUUUUUGCUUCUUGGUGGCCAGUUUCAAUGAUGAUGAGGGAGGUCAGGAUCCCGCAAAAAAGGUAACCAGCAUUUUGUAG